CAAGCACUGCGCGUGCGCACUAGAAACACGUGAAAGUGGGAAGAGGUAAAUAAAAGUUCGAGAUCUGCUAAGCCGUAGCUAGUCGCAACGACCCCCGUUUCAUCGUCACGAGAAGGACCUAAUUUUCAUCUCCCCGUUCUCCCGACUAGAAAUGCUGAUUCCCAAGAAGAAUCGGAAGGCCAUUUACGAACACCUCUUCAAAGAGGGCGUCCUCGUGGCCAAGAAGGACUAUUUCGCCGCCAAACACUCUGAGAUCGAGACGGUCCCUAACCUACAAGUCAUUAAGGCCAUGCAGUCGCUGAAGUCGCGCGGCUACGUGACGGAGCGUUUCAUUUGGCAGUACUUCUUCUGGUACCUGACAAAUGACGAUGACGUCUUCGUGCAGACUCCCCUGACACCGCUGACACUCGGUCCAGAGACGACUGAACUUUCUUUCUAGAUCAGCGAGAUUUCAUGUAUAUGGAAGACAGGAAGAGUGGACUGGAAAAGUACCGUUUUUCUGGUUUUUUGACAUGUCUUAGCAGCCUUUUAUAUACCAUUAACAGAUUAGAUGAUUUGUCAAGUUAGCAAAAAAACGCGCAGUUUACAUAAGCUUUGCUCAAAUAUUUUCUUUGGAAAUUAUUUUGUCUUUGUAUUUGGUAUGAAUAUUUGUGCAGUCACUUGUUGCAUUUCCUACUGCUCUAAUGGAAACACAAUAAAUACAAAACAACCCAUCAGUUUUGCAAGUUGAGUAUCGAUAAUUAUCAUCAAGACUUACGCAGGAGUUCGUUCUUGGCCCUUUCUCCGAGGAUGGGUUCAAAUAUCCUGAGAAGAGGUUUGAGCAGUUGGUUUUCGAGAUAGUAGGACGUAUCAAUCGGUACUCCGUUGUCUAGGACAUG
This is a messenger RNA of Geodia barretti, 878 nucleotides long. Lineage: Eukaryota; Metazoa; Porifera; Demospongiae; Tetractinellida; Geodiidae. The record is from the annotation of a GenBank genome assembly.